This is a messenger RNA of Carlito syrichta (Philippine tarsier), 2259 nucleotides long. It is a transcript of the gene TLK2, whose product is annotated as tousled like kinase 2. NCBI's taxonomy places the organism in Eukaryota, Metazoa, Chordata, Mammalia, Primates, Tarsiidae. The record is from RefSeq and is a predicted model, not a curated record. Gene Ontology annotation, biological process: chromosome segregation; peptidyl-serine phosphorylation; intracellular signal transduction. The coding region runs from base 76 to 2259 and encodes 727 amino acids. Gene Ontology annotation, molecular function: protein serine/threonine kinase activity; ATP binding. The transcript is spliced from 21 exons. Gene Ontology annotation, cellular component: nucleus.
UUGCAACAAAGGUCCUAGAAAGUGGCCACCGCAGGCGACGGCUGUGUUUUGUUUCGAGCAGUUGAUCCUGCUGGAAUGCCCGUCCAGGGGCCACUCAAUAGUGAGUCAUCCAACCAGAGCUUGUGCAGUGUGGGCUCCUUGAGUGACAAAGAAGUAGAGACUCCUGAGAAAAAGCAGAAUGACCAGCGCAAUCGGAAAAGGAAAGCUGAACCAUACGAAACUAGCCAAGGGAAAGGCACUCCUAGGGGACAUAAAAUUAGUGAUUACUUUGAGUUUGCUGGGGGAAGCGGGCCAGGAACCAGCCCUGGCAGAAGUGUUCCACCCGUUGCACGAUCCUCACCGCAACAUUCCUUAUCCAAUCCCUUACCGCGGCGAGUGGAGCAGCCCCUCUACGGCCUCGAUGGCAGUGCUGCCAAGGAGGUGGCUGAGGAGCAGUCUGCGCUGCCCACCCUCAUGUCCGUGAUGCUGGCGAAGCCGCGGCUGGACACGGAGCAGCUCGCGCAGAGGGGAGCCGGCCUCUGCUUCACGUUCGUUUCCGCUCAGCAGAACAGCCCCUCGUCCACGGGAUCUGGUACCACCGAGCAUUCCUGCAGCUCCCAGAAGCAGGUUUCCAUCCAGCAUAGACAGACACAGUCUGACCUCACAAUAGAAAAAAUCUCUGCACUCGAAAACAGUAAGAACUCGGACCUAGAGAAGAAGGAGGGGAGGAUAGAUGACUUGCUGAGAGCCAACUGUGAUUUGAGACGGCAGAUUGACGAACAGCAAAAGGUGCUGGAGAAAUACAAGGAGCGGCUAAACAGAUGUGUGACAAUGAGCAAGAAGCUCCUUAUAGAAAAGUCAAAACAGGAGAAGAUGGCGUGUAGAGAUAAGAGCAUGCAAGACCGCCUGCGACUAGGCCACUUCACCACCGUCCGACACGGGGCCUCUUUUACUGAGCAGUGGACAGAUGGUUACGCGUUCCAGAACCUCAUCAAGCAACAGGAAAGGAUAAAUUCCCAGAGGGAAGAGAUAGAAAGGCAAAGGAAAAUGCUAGCAAAGCGGAAACCUCCCGCAAUGGGCCAGGCCCCUCCGGCUACCAGCGAGCAGAAGCAGCGGAAGAGCAAGACGAACGGAGCUGAAAGCGAGACGUUAACGUUAGCAGAAUACCACGAGCAAGAAGAAAUCUUCAAACUCAGACUAGGCCAUCUUAAAAAGGAGGAAGCAGAGAUCCAGGCAGAGCUGGAAAGGCUAGAAAGGGUUAGAAACCUACAUAUCAGGGAACUAAAACGGAUACACAAUGAAGAUAACUCACAAUUUAAAGACCAUCCAACGCUAAAUGACAGAUAUUUGUUAUUACAUCUCUUGGGUAGAGGAGGUUUCAGUGAAGUUUACAAGGCCUUUGAUCUAACAGAACAAAGAUACGUAGCUGUGAAAAUUCACCAGUUAAAUAAAAACUGGAGAGAUGAGAAAAAGGAGAAUUACCACAAGCAUGCGUGUAGGGAGUAUCGGAUUCACAAGGAGCUGGACCACCCCCGGAUAGUGAAGCUGUAUGAUUACUUCUCACUGGACACUGACUCGUUCUGCACAGUGUUAGAAUACUGUGAGGGGAAUGACCUGGACUUCUACCUGAAGCAGCACAAGUUAAUGUCGGAGAAAGAGGCCCGGUCCAUCAUCAUGCAGAUUGUGAACGCUUUAAAGUACUUAAAUGAAAUCAAACCUCCUAUCAUCCACUAUGACCUCAAACCAGGUAAUAUUCUCUUAGUAAAUGGUACAGCGUGUGGAGAGAUAAAAAUUACAGAUUUUGGUCUUUCCAAGAUCAUGGAUGACGACAGCUACAACUCAGUGGACGGCAUGGAGCUCACGUCGCAGGGUGCUGGCACUUACUGGUAUUUACCACCAGAGUGUUUCGUGGUUGGGAAGGAGCCACCAAAGAUCUCAAAUAAAGUCGACGUCUGGUCGGUGGGCGUGAUCUUCUACCAGUGUCUCUACGGAAGGAAGCCUUUCGGCCACAACCAAUCCCAGCAAGACAUUCUGCAGGAGAACACGAUUCUGAAAGCUACUGAGGUGCAGUUCCCGCCAAAGCCGGUGGCCACGCCUGAAGCCAAGGCAUUCAUCCGGCGGUGCCUGGCCUACCGGAAGGAGGACCGCAUCGACGUGCAGCAGCUGGCCUGCGACCCCUACCUGCUGCCGCACAUCCGCAAGUCGGUGUCCACGAGCAGCCCGGCCGGAGCGGCCAUCGCGUCCACCUCAGGGGCGUCCAACAACAGCUCCUCGAAUUGA